GAAAAACGGAAAAAAAAAAUUAAAAAAAGUUGAGGUAGCCAUAUUGACGGCUACGAGAGGGGAGGAUCUCUUCUGGGCCAACGGUCGUAGCGCCGAUUUCAGCAGUGCGUUAAAAGUGGUCACCCCAAUAGAGUGGUUUUCACGUCAACGCAACAGGUUUUCCGUGCGUGCUGUCCGCGCGAGCGUGAGUUUGCAGAAGAAGAGCCCGGCUUUCGACUCUCCAAACAAGAGGCAGACGUCGACGAGAACAAGCAGCAAAAAACCAAGAGCAAACAACAUCAUCCAACAUGCCGAAAUCGGUCAAUGUUCGGGUGACGACGAUGGACGCCGAGCUGGAAUUUGCCAUCCAGCCGACGACAACGGGCAAACAGCUGUUUGACCAAGUUGUCAAGACAAUCGGUCUCCGCGAAAUCUGGUUUUUCGGACUCCAGUACACAGACAGCAAGAGUUACUCUACGUGGCUAAAGCUCAACAAGAAGCCCAACGAUUAUGUCAAGGAUAUAUGCAGGUUUAUCUUGGGCAGAGGUUACUGCCAAGAUCAGGUGCUGAAUCAAGAUGUCAAGAAAGAGAGUCCGUUGCAAUUCAAAUUUCGGGCCAAAUUCUACCCGGAAGAUGUGGCGGAAGAAUUGAUUCAAGACAUCACCGUGAGGCUGUUUUACCUGCAGGUCAAGAAUGCUAUCUUGACCGACGACAUUUAUUGCCCACCCGAGACGUCCGUUCUACUCGCUUCGUACGCCGUUCAAGCCAAAUAUGGCGAUCACGAUAAGGAACUGCACGCUUCCGGUUACCUGGCCAACGACCGCCUCCUUCCGCAACGAGUCAUGGAUCAACAUAAUCUGACGCGGGAACAGUGGGAGGAACGCAUCUCCACCUGGCAUGCCGAGCACGGAGGAAUGCUAAGAGAGGAUGCCAUGAUGGAAUAUCUAAAAGUGGCCCAGGAUUUGGAAAUGUACGGUGUCAAUUAUUUCGAAAUCAAGAACAAGAAGGGCACUCAGCUCUGGCUCGGCGUUGACGCUCUCGGACUCAACAUCUACGAAAAGGAUGACAAAUUGACUCCGAAGAUUGGUUUCCCCUGGUCGGAGAUUCGCAACAUCUCGUUCAAUGAUCGCAAAUUUGUCAUUAAACCCAUCGACAAGAAGGCGCCGGAUUUCGUGUUUUUCGCUCCGCGUUUGCGCAUCAACAAGCGCAUCUUGGCCUUGUGUAUGGGCAAUCACGAGUUGUACAUGCGCCGACGCAAGCCCGACACGAUUGAAGUGCAACAGAUGAAGGCCCAGGCGCAAGAGGAGCGCCGAUCCAAGAUGAAGGAGCGCGAGAAGUUGCAGCGCGAAAUUCAAGCCCGCGAAAUGGCGGAGCGCAAACAACAAGAAUACGCCGACAGGCUCAAGUCGAUGCAAGAAGAAAUGGAACGCCGGCAACGCGAACUGCUCGAAGCGCAGGAGACGAUCCGUCGCCUCGAGGAACAGCUUCGUCAAUUGCAAAAGGCCAAGGAAGAGCUUGAAGUGUCGCAAAAGGAGUUGCACAACAUGAUGAAGAGGCUAGAAGAGGCCAAAGAAAUGGAAAUGGCCGAGAAAUUGAAGCUGGAAGAAGAGAUCCGCGCCAAACAGGUCGAGGUCCAGCGCAUCGCCGAGGAAGUUCAGCGCAAGGAUGACGAAACGCGUCGUCUGCAAGAAGAGGUGGAAGAAGCCAGGAGGAGGCAAGAGGAGGCGGCCGCGGCUUUGAUUGCUGCAACGACCACCCCACAGCAUCAACACGUCAACGAAGGCGAUCACGACGAAGGGGAGGAUGAGGAAGAUGAAACUCCGAACGGUGACAUCAGCGCUGGCAAUGACUUGAUAUCAGAGAGCGACAUCAACUCGAUCCGCGAUCCGGUUGAAGACCGCCUCACUCUGGCCGAAAAGAACGAACGUCUCCAGAAUCAGUUGAAGAUGUUGAAGAAAGAUUUAGCGGGCACGAAGGACGAGACCAAAGAGACGGCCAUGGACAGGUUGCAUAAAGAGAAUGUCAAGCAGGGUCGCGACAAGUACAAGACGCUGCGGGAGAUCCGCAAAGGCAACACCAAACGGCGUGUCGAUCAGUUUGAAAACAUGUAAAACUCUUCGGCUAAAAACAAAAGAAAAAAAACGGCAUGCCACACACCACAGGCCGAAUGUGUUUGUCUCGUCUUGUUGUUGAAUUUUUUUUUUUUUCUUUGUGGGUUUGUUUAUUCGUUUUCUUAUUUCCACGCCUUUUUUUUUUUCUUUUUCUUCUUCUUCUUCUUCUCCCGGGUUUGAGAAGAGAGUGCUUUUCUUAUAAAUUCAUCCCCGGCGCAAAUGGAUGGGACUAGACAACAAAACAAAACAAAAACGAAGGGGGUCAACCAAAAGGGGAGACAAACGAUUCCGGAGAAAAAAGCUUCCAUGUAGGUUUUGUUUACACAAAAAAAAACAAACAGCUCUUUUCGAAAAAAGGCUCUGGGUGCCAGCGCUAUCCCCUCCCUGCUUAAAAAAUGGAAAAGAAGAAUCACACUGGAGAAGAAAUAGUUGAGAUAGAAGGAGAACGACGAUCAGUUACACAUUCGACCUGGUGUGAACAUAUUAUAUUAUGCCUUAAAACAAUCAAUGAUGUGAAUUUUUCUCUUUUGGUCUUAACUCUACUGUCUCACCUACCCUACACACAUACACACACACACAAUCCAUCAUUUGUUAUCUCUGCUAUUGUUUAUAAUCUGUCAUCAUAUUUUUCUUUCUAGACCUUUUUUUUUUUUUGUUUCCCUUUCUUUACCCUUUUUUUCCCUCUAGAAAAAGAAAAGAGAAGCCUUAAUUCUAAAAGUCUGUCAUGUUGUGCCUGGACGAAUGCAACAAUUGCUUUCCCAAAAAAAAAAAUCGAAAGAAAUAGUGGCUUACUUAAAUCGUAUCUUUUUUUUUUUUCCCCUGCCUUAUUCGAUUAUAAUCAUUUUCUUACAGUUUUUAUUUUUAAAUACUUUGGGGAAAUUGAAUAUCUGGGGCUGAAAGUAAACGAGAAAAA
Molecule: messenger RNA, 3003 nt
Organism: Daphnia magna
Lineage: Eukaryota; Metazoa; Arthropoda; Branchiopoda; Diplostraca; Daphniidae
Product: moesin/ezrin/radixin homolog 1
Exons: 10
Coding region: 288-2090 (600 amino acids)
Biological process (GO): regulation of cell shape; positive regulation of protein localization to early endosome; regulation of organelle assembly
Cellular component (GO): adherens junction; cytoskeleton; microvillus
Molecular function (GO): actin binding; cell adhesion molecule binding
Source: RefSeq, a predicted model, not a curated record